GUCCAAGGGUUCAAAUCCACAUGAAGCAGAGGUUGAGUUCAGUUGGGCUGGACUCCCAGUCCCACUCCAGCAGGUCCAGGUUUAACACUGACACACUGUUCACUCAGUCACACCCAACACUGACACUAACUCAACAUUCAUCUCUUACAGCUUUAUUCAUGGACACUUUGGGCUUUUUCAGCAAACAUUCUACAGACGUUUUGUGUUUGAUGUUGUGAUGAUUUAGUUUCAUGUCAGUUAGACCAACAGCUGGACUUUUUCUACCAGAUGUAUUCUAUGUGUAAUUGAACUGAGUUAUGACUGUUUCACAGACUAAGAGAAGGACGAUGGCAAACUCCACACAUCUGACACAUUUCAUUCUAUCUGCUUACUUUGACACCGGGCAUCUCAAAUAUCUAUAUUUUAUGAUUGUUUUGUUGUUGUAUGUUCUAAUGCUUGUGUCCAAUGUUCUGCUGAUUGUGGUUAUCUGUGUGAACAGAAGCUUACAUGAACCUAUGUACCUUUUUCUGUGCAGUCUGUUUGUUAAUGAACUGUUUGGUAGUACAGGGAUAUUCCCAUCUCUACUCACUCACAUACUCACAGACAUUCACACUGUUUCUGCUUCACUUUGUUUCCUGCAGAUUUCAUGGAUUCACUUUUAUGGACAUAUGGAACUUUUAUUCUUAGCCGUCAUGUCAUAUGACCGAUACUUUGCCAUCUGUCAUCCUCUACAAUAUAACACACAUACGACCAAAAACAGGAUUGUCACAAUGAUUAUUGUACCAUGUUUUUAUUGUCUUUUUUGGAAUAUUUUCAUGAUUUCUUUAAGUUCAUCUUUACAGCUGUGUGGAAACAUCACUGAUAAAGUGUACUGUGAUAAUUACCCAAUUACCAGGUUGGCCUGUUCUGAUAUCACUGCGCACAACAUAUUUGGACUUAUUGCUGGUUUUGUUAAUAUUUUGUCUGCUCUCAUGUUAAUCCUCUACUCGUACAUGAGGAUCUUUAAAGUGUGUUUUUCUGGAUCUAAACAGACCAGACAUAAAGCUGUCAGUACCUGUACGCCUCACCUGGCUUCACUGAUAAACUUUAUUCUCGGGGCCAGUUUUGAGAUCAUACAGAGCAAGUUUAAUAUGAACCAUGUUCCCGGUGUACUGAGAAUAUUUUUAUCACUGUAUUUUUUAAUGUGUCAGCCACUCUUUAACCUUUUAAUGUAUGGACUGAACAUCUCUAAAAUCAGAAGCCUCUGUAAAUGGUUGCUCUGGACCAAACUGUAA
Messenger RNA from Sphaeramia orbicularis (orbiculate cardinalfish), 1253 nucleotides. Its product is annotated as olfactory receptor 10A6-like. The transcript has a single exon. The record is from RefSeq and is a predicted model, not a curated record. NCBI's taxonomy places the organism in Eukaryota, Metazoa, Chordata, Actinopteri, Kurtiformes, Apogonidae. Gene Ontology annotation, molecular function: odorant binding; G protein-coupled receptor activity; olfactory receptor activity. Gene Ontology annotation, cellular component: membrane. The coding region runs from base 297 to 1253 and encodes 318 amino acids. Gene Ontology annotation, biological process: G protein-coupled receptor signaling pathway; detection of chemical stimulus involved in sensory perception of smell.